GUACCCAGUAAAAUUAAUGAGGAAGGAGAUAAAGAAAGAAGAAGUUGUUUCUCUCUAACCCACAUUAAAACCAAGGGCACAACUCACAUAUUCUCUCAGUUGCACGUAGGGCUAUAGGCAUCUGUGUAUUUGCAUUUAAGACUAGCUUUUCAUUGAUGGCAUGACCAGAGUAGUAAAAGUUGCAUGUUCUCUUCUCUUGGUUAGAGGAAAAAUCAAAAACAUGUCCUUUCAAAUUCAAGGAGACUUGGCUUGAGCGGUGUUUUUAUGCUUUUUGUAUGACACAUCUCUCUUUCUUUUGGCAGCUUCUAGCUGUACUGGUGAUGUAAAGUCAGGAAAAAUAAUUAAUUGGCUAUUUAGAUAUCCAGGUGGUGAAAUUUAAUCCAGCUAAUAAAAGAGAAUAAAAUAAAUAGUCGGUUGUGUUGCUUUCAAAAGUAUAAGAUAGGCAUGUCUGUUGUUCAUGAUAGAGCUGUAUUGGUCAGACAGGAGAAAGCACAUGUGGUUUUCACAGGUGUUUUAGUUUAGUUCCUACGCUGAUCUCUUGUAGUAUCUCUAAAGACUACACUACCGUUUCUUGGUUGUUCUUCCAACCUUUCUUUUAUUUAGCCCUCAAAAUGGAUUCUUCCCAAGUUUUUGGAGGUGCAGAAGAAUGCCACAGCAGUGAAUCCGGGUGGACUAUGUACAUUGGCUCUCCUGUGCAAGGUGAGGAGGAUGAUGAUAUUGAUCCAAGUGGCUAUGAUGCUCAUGGAGAAUUUGAUGGUAGCUGAAGAAAAUCAUAAGCUAAUCAUCAUGAUGCAAAUAGUGAUGAUUCUAUGGCCUCUGAUGCUUCUUCUGGUCCCAGUCAUCGAGAGCAACCGUGGAAGGCUGGUCGCGGAAUAACUGAAUACUACAAGGGGCAUGACGCCAAUGUUGAUGGGAAACAUUGCUCCAGCCACAAGAGCAAGAAGGCGGGAGUCAAGAAGAAUAGGCAUGAGAAGAAGAAUAAAGAGAAGGAUGAGGCUGAAGUUGCUGCAAAGGGAGUCAAGCAUUUUACGCAAGGUAGUAAGGUGAGGAAAAAUCUAGGAUGUGGGAAAAGAAACUAAAUGAACUGAAAUCUCCAUAUCCUUCUUCUUGCUGUGUCAGUCAUCAAUAGAAGAAGUUAUUUUGAAGCCUGUAGAAAUUAGAAUCUGGCAUGAGCUUAAAAUGUUUCCAAUUAGAUAUGUUAGCAAUUUUUGUACUUUGGCCAUGUGAUAAAUAUAUUAAUUUUUAGGACAUGCACAAGUACAUGAUUUUAAGUAAAGUAUUCCAUUAUUAUGCUUGAGAACAAGACACAAGCAUAAGCUAUGUGCAUGUACUUGAGCAGGCGAGGGAAAUGAGAAUCUGUUUGAAAAAUCUCAGAAUAUCAUAUCGUUUGUAUGCUUUGA
This is a messenger RNA of Coffea arabica (coffee), 1400 nucleotides long. The record is from RefSeq and is a predicted model, not a curated record. Lineage: Eukaryota; Viridiplantae; Streptophyta; Magnoliopsida; Gentianales; Rubiaceae.